AUGAGCGACAAGGUAGUCGAGCCUCAGGAAUACCCCGAGAAGGAUCUCGGUCCCUUGGAGGAGGGCCAAGGCUUGGAAUCUCUAGCUCCGCUCGAGGAUAAAACCAAAGGCCGCUGGGAGCGCAGUUGGCCUACGAUUGCAUGUGGUGCUGGUCUGUUCUCCGAUGGAUAUCUCAAUGGCGUUAUUGGUCAAGUGAACACCAUCCUCAGCACGAUCUAUCCCGACACCUACAACAACUCCCCAGCCAGUAAGAAUGUCUCGGCCAUCGCUUUUGCCGGUACCGUCGUUGGUAUGCUUAUCUUCGGCUACACAAGUGACCAUUGGUCGCGUAAAUGGUCACUCAUGAUUUCGACUAUCAUCCUUUUCAUUUUUGCGGCUCUGUCGGCGGGAUCGUACGGUUACCAUGAUAGUCAGAAUGGCCUGUUUGCAGCUUUGACUGCCUAUCGAUUUUUCAUCGGUAUCGGUAUUGGUGGUGAAUAUCCUGCAGGUUCAGUCGCUUGUGCGGAGAACACCGGCGAGCUUAAGGAAGGUCACCGUAAUCGGUGGUUCAUCAUGUUCACCAACUUCCAGAUCGAUCUGGCCUUUGUGAUUUCGGCCUUUGUGCCUAUGGUCCUGUGUCUGAUUACUGGUCCAGAUCACUUGCGUGUGGCUUGGCGUAUCGCCUUGGGACUGGGUAUCAUUCCUCCUCUGAGUCUGGUUUGGCUUCGAUACAAGAUGGAGGAACCGGAGGAAUUCAACCGUCAGCGCAUGCGCAAGUUCCCUCUGACUUUGAUUAUCCGUUUCUACUGGAAGCGACUUGUAAGCAGUUACCAAGCCAGUUUAUUUCAGACUUUCAGUACUAACAAUAACCAGUUUAUUGUGUCAUUGAUCUGGUUCAUCUAUGACUUUUCAUCCUACUCCUUCGGCCUAUACUCCUCAAAAUGGCUGUCGCUUAUUUUGCCCUCGACUGCUCCGCUCUGGCAGACUUUCGGCUGGACCACUCUGAUCUAUCUCUUCUACAUCCCAGGCUCUAGUCUUGGAGCCUUCUUCAGUGACUGGAUUGGCCCUAAGCAGACUCUGGCCAUCGGAGUCGGUCUUCAGGGUAUUGUUGGCUUCAUCAUGUCUGGAUGCUAUGAAUGGCUUGCUACUACCGAGUAUCUGGGCGCUUUCAUCGUGGUUUAUGGUAUUUUCCUCGCUCUGGGUGAAUUCGGUCCUGGUGAUAACAUCGGUCUUUGUGCCGCCAAGACCAGUGCCACCGCCAUCCGUGGACAGUACUACUCAUAUGCGGCUGCCAUGGGCAAGAUUGGUGCUUUCGUGGGAACCUACGUUCUGCCUCUUGCCCAAGAAAAUGCCCCCAACAAGAUUCGGGCUGGCCAGGAUCCUUUCUUCAUUUCCAGCUCCCUGUGCAUCUUCAGUGCUUUCUUGGCUUGGUUCUGUCUCCCACAGAUUAACCAGGAUACUAUCACUGACGAGGACGAGAAGUUCCGUGACUUCCUGGCCCAGAACGGCUACGACACCACCACUAUGGGUAAUUGA
Molecule: messenger RNA, 1515 nt
Organism: Penicillium angulare
Lineage: Eukaryota; Fungi; Ascomycota; Eurotiomycetes; Eurotiales; Aspergillaceae
Product: putative MFS phospholipid transporter (Git1)
Exons: 4
Coding region: 1-1515 (504 amino acids)
Biological process (GO): transmembrane transport; carboxylic acid transport
Cellular component (GO): plasma membrane
Molecular function (GO): carboxylic acid transmembrane transporter activity
Source: RefSeq, a predicted model, not a curated record